AUGCCGGCGGCGAGCGCGUCGGCGCCAAUCAAGCUAUCUCUUCCACUGCAAUUCCAGCAAGAUAUCUACAAUCUACUACGCAACGAGGACGCUCUUGUUGUGUUAGCAAGAGGUCUUGGUCUCUUGAAGAUCGUGACCAAUCUGCUGCACUCGUAUGAUGCAGCUGGCAACUCUCUUGUCAUCGUUGUUGGCGCCGAGGACCAGGAAAAUGACUGGAUCGGCGAAGCGUUGGCGGAACACUAUGCCAUCUCAAGGGCACCGCAUGCUAGAGGACUGCGGGUCAUCAACACCGACAAAGCCACAGUCUCAGCUCGAGAGAAAAUCUAUUCUGAAGGUGGUGUCGUCUCAGUCACCAGUAGGAUCUUAAUUGUCGACCUUCUUUCUAAGUUGCUGGACCCAGAGACCGUGACGGGACUUAUUGUAAUGCACGCCGAGAAGGUUAUUACCACUAGCUCCGAGGCCUUCAUCGUACGGGUCUUCAGACAGUACAACAAGAUUGGCUUCGUCAAGGCUUUUACUGACGCACCCGAACCUCUCAUCUCGGCGUAUGCGCCGCUGGGUGCGAUGCUGAGGAAUUUGUUUCUCAGAAAGCCGGCGCUAUAUCCACGGUUCCAUGCCAGUGUUGCGCGAAGCUUAGAAGGCAAGAAGAAGGCAGACGUCGUGGAGCUCGAGGUGCCCAUGAGCGAUGCCAUGACUAAGAUCCAGCAAGCCGUUCUGGAAUGUGUCGAGCUUUGCAUAUCGGAACUACGCAAGGCUCAUUCUGGAUUCGAUCUGGAAGACUGGAGCGUGGACUCGGCCCUACAUCAGAACUUUGAUUCCAUGGUACGACGACAGCUGGAUCCGGUAUGGCAUAGAGUGAGCUUUCGGACGCGACAGAUCGCUCGCGACCUCACCACGUUACGAGAGAUACUGACCUACUUGCUCAGCUACGACUGUGUAUCAUUACUCAAACACCUUGAUACUGUCCGUGCGACACUCUCACCGCCGCCGAACUCGACCAAGCAGAAUUCCUCGCCCUGGCUGCUCACUGACGCCGCCGAUACCAUCUUCACCAUAGCCAGAGAUCGUGUAUACAGUGGGCGAGUUGAGGAGAAGAGCGACAGUACCCCGCAGAAGAUCCCAGAAGGAGUCAGACCGGUGCUUGAAGAACAACCAAAGUGGGCGCUCCUCGCUGAAAUCUUGAGCGAGAUCGAGUACGACGCAUAUCUGAAUCCAGCCACGGGUGAAGCCAGCAACACAGUUUUGGUGAUGUGCAAUGAUCAGAGAACAUGUCGACAGAUCAAGGAGUAUCUGCAGACCAUGCAUAUUAAGCCUGAACUUGAUAACGAGGCCAACGGUCAGGCGCCUCAUGAGGUGGAAGAAGAGCAAGAGAAGGGCUCAGGCGAGUGGAUGAUGCGGCGAAAACUGCGCGACUACCUUUACUGGCGCAAGACUUUCAACAGGGUGCAAUCUGCUCUAUUUGAUGAGAACCUCAAGUCUUUGUCAGAUCUGAAAAAUUCGAGCGCCACGUCCCGUCUAAACGCUAAAGGACAGCCUGCUAACAAACGUCGGCGUGUACGCGGCGGUGGUCUGGGAGGAGGUGCAGGGCGUUCCAGCGCAGCGAUGGAGCGUGAUGCGCAAGUGGCUUCACUUCUAGAUUCCCUUCGCCCCGAUGAAGCAGACAAGCGUGGCCCCGACGAUCCCAUCAUCGACGACCUCACCACUGCUACUGAGGCGCAGUUCACACUGUACGAACCCACCGACCAGAUACUCGUCCAUCCCUACUCCGGCGACAACGACGACCUUCUCCUUGAGGAAGUCCGUCCCUCCCACAUAAUCAUGUACUCACCAGCCGCGGACUUUAUCCGCCGCGUGGAAGUCUACAAGUCGUCGCACUCCUCACGCAUGUCCUUGCGGACCUACUUCUUCUACUACCAAGGUAGUGUCGAAGAGCAAGUCUACCUCUCGCGGAUCCGCCGGGAGAAAGAGGCCUUCACCAAACUCAUCCACGAACGGGCCGGCCUCGCCCUCACCAUCAACGACCCGGGGGCAUCCGCCACCGACUCGGAGCAAUUCCUCCGCACGAUCAACACCCGCAUCGCCGGCGGGGGCAAGCUUGCCGCCACAGCCCAACCCCCGACCAUCGUCGUCGACGUGCGUGAAUUCCGCUCCGCACUCCCCUCCCUCCUCCACGGCCGCAGCAACAUCGUGCUCCCCUGCCAACUCACCAUUGGCGACUACGUCCUCUCCCCCUCCAUCUGCGUCGAGCGUAAAAGCGUUCGCGACCUCAUCGCCUCCUUCAAGAACGGGCGCCUCUUCAACCAAGCCGAAUCGAUGCUGCAGCACUACACGUACCCCUUCCUCCUCAUCGAAUUCGAGCACAACAAAUCCUUCACGCUCGACCCUUUCGCCGACCUCACCAGCAUCUCCACGCUCAAAACCCCCGACGCCGACUCGCGCGACCUCCAAUCGAAACUCGUGCUGCUGACCAUCUCCUUCCCACGCCUCAAGGUCAUCUGGUCGUCCUCUCCUUACCAAACCGCCGAGAUCUUCGCCGAGUUGAAAAAGGGCCAGCCCGAGCCGGAUCCCAUGCGUGCCGUGCAGCUGGGUCUGGAUUCGGAACUGGAAGGGCUGGAAUUGGAGGAGCGCACGUUCAAUAAUGCGCCGCAGGAGCUGUUGAGGGCCGUGCCGGGGAUCACGGCGAAAAAUGCGGCCAGGUUGUAUUUGGAGACGAGGGAUGUGAGGGAGGUGGCGAAUAUGAGCGUGUCGGAGCUGGAGCCGCAUGUAGGGAAGGCGGUGGGGAGGCAGAUUACGAGGUUCUUUGGAAGGAAGGUGUGGGAUGUGGAAGAUGAGGAGGGGUCUGGCACGGAUAGGGCAGCGCUUGGGUAA
Messenger RNA from Cyphellophora europaea CBS 101466, 2868 nucleotides. RefSeq lists its product as uncharacterized. NCBI's taxonomy places the organism in Eukaryota, Fungi, Ascomycota, Eurotiomycetes, Chaetothyriales, Cyphellophoraceae. Gene Ontology annotation, cellular component: nucleotide-excision repair factor 1 complex. The record is from RefSeq and is a predicted model, not a curated record. The coding region runs from base 1 to 2868 and encodes 955 amino acids. Gene Ontology annotation, molecular function: single-stranded DNA endonuclease activity; single-stranded DNA binding; damaged DNA binding. Gene Ontology annotation, biological process: double-strand break repair via homologous recombination; double-strand break repair via single-strand annealing, removal of nonhomologous ends; nucleotide-excision repair involved in interstrand cross-link repair. The transcript is spliced from 2 exons.